Molecule: messenger RNA, 1296 nt
Organism: Myxocyprinus asiaticus (Chinese sucker)
Lineage: Eukaryota; Metazoa; Chordata; Actinopteri; Cypriniformes; Catostomidae
Product: myosin regulatory light chain 2, smooth muscle minor isoform-like
Exons: 4
Coding region: 120-641 (173 amino acids)
Cellular component (GO): cytoplasm
Molecular function (GO): calcium ion binding
Source: RefSeq, a predicted model, not a curated record
UCUGGUCCGAGUAGGCUUGCGGAAGCGCCGCUGAUAUCCGGAAGUUUGGGCGGUGGUUGAACACGGUGGAGGAUUCAGCUGUCGAUCUCGUUUGUUAGCUAAAGCGCAACUCAGCCGAAAUGUCGAGCAAAUAUCGUGCCAAGGGAAAGGCCCCCAAGAAGCGCCCCCAGCGCGCGACUUCCAAUGUCUUUGCUAUGUUCGACCAGUCACAGAUUCAGGAAUUUAAAGAAGCGUUCAACAUGAUUGACCAGAACCGUGAUGGCUUUGUAGAUAAGGAGGAUCUGCACGACAUGCUGGCGUCUCUCGGUAAGAACCCAGCAGAUGAUUAUUUGGAGGCGAUGAUGACAGAAGCUCCUGGGCCAAUAAACUUCACCAUGUUUCUCACUAUGUUUGGAGAGAAGCUCAAUGGCACCGACCCCGAGGAAGUCAUUCGUAAUGCUUUUGCUUGCUUCGACGAGGAAGGAACAGGCUUCAUACAGGAGGACUACUUGCGAGAACUUCUGACCACUAUGGGUGAUCGCUUCACAGAGGAAGAAGUUGAUGAGCUCUUCAGAGAAGCACCCAUCGAUAAAAAGAGCAACUUCAACUAUGUGGAGUUCACCCGUAUUCUCAAACAUGGAGCCAAAGACAAGGAUGACUAAACAGAAAACAAGCCCCUGUCUUCUUCCUUUUAAAAUCCCCUUUUAGGCUAGAGGAAUUCUGUGCUGUCCCUUGGGAACCUGACCUGAGCUCUAUUAUUGCAUGUAUGUGAGAAUGAAAAGUGCACUCUGUAAAAAUCUCUUUAGAAUAAGACCUAAUAUAUGAAUGGGUUGUGAUGUAGUAUCACAAAAAAUGUUGUCACCUUAUUACUAAAAUCAAAAUCCAACACGUGACUGCGCAUGAUAAAGUUAUUCUCUUUGUGGUGUUUGAAUUUGGUUCGUGCAACGUUGAGGUUUCAGUGUUUAUUAUUUUUUCAUAUAUGCCAGUUUUAACAAAUUACACUAAGGUUUAUGCUUAAUAGGUGAAGGUGUUUCUAGGUUUAUGGGUCUGAGCGAUCAUAACUUUUUCAUAUAUUUUGUCCAUGUCUAGACUUUUUAUAAUGGAGUGGUACUUCUAGUUUACUUAAAGUUAGUCGGUAAGUUGUACAAUCUCAAACCUCUAAGACAGUGUCUCAUUUCUCUUUAAAACUGGAAAAAAUAAAAACAAAUGUGACAGUGUUACAUUUUAGCUGCAUUUGAGCUUUUCAUGGCCUGAGCUAACUGUGUUUUUACAUUUUAUAAUAUAAAAUAUUUUGAAUAAAUGACUCCUAAAACAGUG